Vicia villosa (hairy vetch) is the source of this 4897-nucleotide messenger RNA. RefSeq names its product disease resistance protein RGA2-like. The coding region runs from base 1363 to 4263 and encodes 966 amino acids. The record is from RefSeq and is a predicted model, not a curated record. Gene Ontology annotation, biological process: defense response to other organism. NCBI's taxonomy places the organism in Eukaryota, Viridiplantae, Streptophyta, Magnoliopsida, Fabales, Fabaceae. Gene Ontology annotation, molecular function: ADP binding. The transcript has 3 exons.
ACCACUUCUUCUCAUCUUCUUCUUCUCGUGUCAUCUUUUUCGUGCUUCUUCUCAUCUUCUUCAUUUUAAAAAAUUAGGGUUUUUUUCUUAAAAAUCGAAAAGAAACAGAUGCACCACACUUUUAAAUCCGGAGCCGGGAAAAUCCCGCGAUCCGCGACUCGGGAAAGCGCCUGUAGCGUUCCUUACACCAUCUCCGCCACCGCCCCCUGCAUCUCGCGCGGGUGGGGGACGCACCGCUCCAGGGCGCCGCUAUAGCGGCCGUCGCGGCAAGGAAUGAUAACUCUGGGGAUCAGUUAGUGAGGAAGAUGAUGACCUUGAAUUUGAAAAUAUGUGGCAUGUAUCAGAUAUCGGUGACACUUUAGGGAGAUACAUCUCUGGAAUCUUUCGGCGAUGCAUUUCUGGACAUUCGAGUUAAAUAAAUAAUGUCUCAUUUGCAACGUCUUUGUUAGGGUAAUUUUAAGUGUGUCCGGAGAUGCAUCUCCAAAUGUUAUGGAUAUUUUUGGAUUUUUAAGGAUGUGGCGGUUUAGGAGGCCGCUGAGAAAGGCGGCGAUGGCGCAGAGAUAAGGGUUUAUUUCAGAGAAAGGGAUCCGUUAGUGAGGAAGAUGAUGACCUUGAAUUUGAAAAAUACGUGGCAUGAAUCAGAUAUGGGUGACACUUUAGGUAGAUACAACUUCGGAAUCUUUCGGAGAUGCAUCUUUGGACAUUUUUUCGAGUAAAAUAAAGAAUAUCUCAUUUGCAACGUCUUUGUUAGUGUAACUUUAGGUGCAUCUAGAGAUAUAUCUGCGAAUGCUAGGGAUAUUUUCGGAUCCUGCUAGAGAUAUUUUCGGAUUUUUAAGGAUGUGGGAUCCCCCACCCCCAUGGGUUGAAAGAGAUAUCAGCUACCUCAAAAUCAAUGUUUGGGGCUAUUGUUUUCAGAUAAAAGGGUCAAAACCAAAGGUUACACAAUUUGUAGAGAGAUAAAAAACAAUUAUUUUAGCUUUAAAAGGUAUAGAAAUCAACUUGUGUAUCAGAUUUAUACUCCCUCCGUCCCAUAAUGAGUGACCCAGCACACUAUUUCACACCGUUUAAGAAAAGUGCAUAAAAAUAAGAGAAAGAAUAUUGUUUUUACUAUAAUACCCUUAUAAUGUAUUGGAAAUUGUGACAUCUUUAUUAAUUAGAGGGUAGAAUUGGAAAAAUUGCAUUGAAAAUUGAGAUACCCUUGUCAACAAAAGAUUAAAAAAGUCCAACUUCAUUCCCCAUUUCUUAAUUUUCUAUUUGUACAACGUGCCCACUAGUAUUUUUUUUAAAGAAUAAUUACAAUUUUCUAUCUGCAUCUUUCUGAAGUUCCACUAAUUCGAUCUGAUUUACUUUGCAACUAUAAUAAUGGUUGAGCAAAUUCCAUAUGGUGUUGCUACUAGCCUCAUUAACAGGUUGGCUUCGGCGGCCUUUCAUGAAUUUGGAAGGAUUUAUGGUGUUAUGGAUGAAUUGGAAAGGCUGAAGAAUACUGUUGAGGCCAUCAGAGCUGUGCUUCUUGACGCCGAGGACAAACAACAACAAAACCGUGCCAUACAGAUAUGGAUAAGAAGACUCAAAGAUGAUGUGCUUCUUCCUGCUGAUAACUUGCUAGAUGAGUUUCUUAUUCAAGAUAUGAGACACAAAAUGGAGGAAACUAAUAAGAACAAAAUGACCAAGGUACUUCAUUCCUUAUCUCCAACUAGAAUUGCUUUUCGCCACAAAAUGGCUCAUAAGAUUGAUAAAAUACAAAAGAAAUUUGAUGAUGUUGUGAAAGAUAUGUCUGGGUUGAAUCUGAUCCCAAACGUCGUGGUGGUUGAACAUAGUAACAGUGUAAAGAGGGAAACUAGUUCAUAUGUGUUAGAAUCUGAUAUCAUUGGAAGAGAAGAUGAUAAAAUCAAGAUUAUACGCUUGUUAAGAGAACCAAAUAUGGACCAGAAUGUCUCUGUGGUUGCUAUUGUUGGGAUUGGUGGUUUAGGAAAAACAGCUCUAGCCCAAUUGGUAUACAAUGAUGGUGAAGUAGCAAAGAUUUUUGAAAAGAGGAUGUGGGUAUGUAUCUCUGAUAACUUUGAUGUCAAAACUAUUGUGAAAAAAAUGUUGGAGUUAGUAACCAAAGGCAAAAUUGAUGAUAAGUUAACAUUAGAAAACUUGCAAAAUAUGCUUCGUGACAACUUAACUGAUAAGAGAUACUUGUUAGUUCUAGAUGACAUUUGGAACGAGAGUUUUGAAAAAUGGACUCAAUUGAGGACUUAUUUGAUGUGUGGGGCUCAAGACAGUAAGGUUGUAGUGACAACUCGUACAAAAACUGUAGCACAGACAAUGGGUGUAAGUGUUCCCUAUACUCUGAAUGGUUUGAAUCCAAAAGAAUCUUGGAGUUUGUUGAAGAAAAUUAUUACAUUUGGGGAUGAGACUAAAGGAGUGAAUCAAAUUCUUGAACCAUUUGGUAAGAAGAUAGCAGAAAAGUGUGGGGGUGUUCCACUAGCAAUCAGAACGUUGGGGGGCCUAUUACAGGGUAAAGGCGAAAAAAAGGAAUGGAUUGCUAUUUUACAAGGUGACUUUUGGAAAUCAUGUGAAGAUGAAGAUAGCAUCAUGCCAGUGUUGAAACUAAGUUACCAAAACUUGUCGCCUCAACUAAGACAAUGUUUUGCUUAUUGCUCUUUAUAUCCUAAGGAUUGGGAAAUACAGAAGGAUGAGUUGAUUCAAUUGUGGAUGGCACAAGGUUAUCUUGAAUUUUCAGAUGAAAAGGAGAUCUUGGAAGAUAUUGGUAACCGAUUCGUAAAUAUCUUCUUGAUGAAGUCAUUUUUCCAAGAUGCUCAAGUUCAUGCCGGUGAUUUAUAUAGUUUUAAAAUGCAUGAUUUAAUACAUGAUCUUGCAAUGCAAGUAGCCGGCAGUGAUUGUUGUUACUUGGAUAGUGAGACAAAAAGACUUGUUGGAAGUCCCAUCCAUGUAAUGUUGAAAAGUGAUGCUAUUGGUUUGUUAGAGUCAUUGGAAGCAAGCAGAGUGCGAACUUUAAUUUUCCAGACCAAUAAUUCAAAGAGAUGGAAUGAAAAGGAAUUGUCUGUUAUUUCAAAAUUCAAAUACUUACGCUUUUUGAAGCUUUCAGAUUGUUCUAUAAGUGAGUUGUGUGAUUCAGUUGGAAAUUUAGAGCAGUUAAGAUAUCUUCAGUUAUGGUAUUGUGUAGGACUAAAAGGCCUUUUCAAAUCCAUAAGUAACAUUGUUUGUCUUCAAACACUUAUAUUGAAUGGGUGUGAAAUAGUUGAAUUUUCUACAAAAGAUGUCUUAAGUUUAAUCAAUUUGAGAAAUCUUCAAAUUGAAAAUUUAAAAGCAUUUAAAGAGAAGAAGAAAACGUAUGGAUUUGGAAAAUUAAGCUCGAGGGAGCGGUAUAAGGAUUUAUUUUUUUCUAAUUGGCUUUCUUCACUCAAAAACAUUGUUCGAAUAUUUCUUAAGAACUGUGAAGGCGUGCAGCAUCUCCAACCAAUGGAAUGUCUCCCAUUCCUAAAGUAUCUUUUUAUAGGUGACCUACAUGAGUUGGAGUACAUAUAUUGUGAAGAGCCUCUUUUAUCCGAAGAAUUCUUCCCUUCUUUGGAGUACCUCGGAAUAUGUGGAUGUGAAAAAUUGAAAGGAUGGUGGAGGGUAAGGGAUGAUAACUCUUCACAAUCAUAUCAUCUCUCCUUUCUGCCUUGUCUCUCUUACUUAACUAUCAUUGAUUGUCCAAUGUUAACUCACAUGCCCACUUUUCCAAACCUCGACGAGAAAUUGGUUUUCUGGGAUUGUAAUAUGAACACAUUGGAAGCAACAUUAAACAUGGUAAAAUCAAAUUCUUCGAAUGAAUUCCCUCCACUUUCCAUGCUAAAACACUUGUUUCUUGGCGGACAUGAGCUGCACGUUAAAACACUUCCAAAUGAUUGGAUGCAAAAUCUGACUUCUCUCAAGCAUCUUGUUUUUUAUUGGCUUCCAAAUGAAACAUUUCAAGAAAUUGAAAUUUGGUUUAAGGACAAACUCAACUAUCUUCCUUCCUUGCAAAGUAUUGAAAUAUCACAUUGUUCCGAUCUAGAGGCAUUUCCAGCUUGGAUUUGCAACCUCUCGUCACUUCAGCAUAUCACCAUUUCAGAAUGUCAAGUUUUAGUUUCACUGCCAGAUGGAAUGCCUCAUCUUACCAACUUACAAACCCUUAUAAUCAUUAGGUGUCCCCUCUUAAUUGAAGAGUGCCAGACAGAAACAAGUGCAACAUGGCCCAAAAUUGCUCACAUCCCAAACAUAAUCUUAAAGUGAUCUUCUUAUUAAAGGAUUCCACAAACUUCAAGAAGCCGCUUUGACAUUCACAUGAAUGCUGUUGGAAAUAUAGCAGACUAGCAGCUGCAGUUGAUCUAGUUGUUCUGAAAUGUGUGGCUAAAAUAGGAUUGGUGCUCUUUUGGUAUUUUAUUGGUGUUGUAUCUCAAAGUAAUUUAUGUAAUAGUAUCUGUUAAUGCAAACUAUGUUGCUUGCUGCUGUAAUGACGGGGUUAGAAAUAUUGCAAAACACAUACAACAAAGAUAGUACCAUAUGAGGACAAAUGUAUGCCAAAUCAAAAUUUGUUGAAACUUCUACAUUAGUUCAAGCACAAACACUGUCUCGUUCUUUUUGCAAGUUUUGUAAAGAUAUCUUUGUUUUUAUUUACCUUCUGAGAUGGAUCCCUUCUCAAAUUUGGUGAUAGCUCCAUUUUUACAUUAGGUGAUGGUUGCAAUUUGUCUUCCUGAGAUGGCUCCAUAUUCAUGUUAGUUGGCUCAGUUUCUGUAAUAACUGAAUGGUCAUAUAUUAGAUAGGCAGCUGUCACCUUAACGGACAAUCCACGCCCAAAAGCUACAAAUAUCUCCACAUUGUCACCAGGCUCUAGAUUUGAUGUUAAGCCCUUCCAAUCUUCAUCAUU